This is a messenger RNA of Erigeron canadensis, 2113 nucleotides long. RefSeq names its product inositol transporter 4-like. Gene Ontology annotation, biological process: transmembrane transport. Gene Ontology annotation, molecular function: myo-inositol:proton symporter activity. The coding region runs from base 207 to 1955 and encodes 582 amino acids. NCBI's taxonomy places the organism in Eukaryota, Viridiplantae, Streptophyta, Magnoliopsida, Asterales, Asteraceae. The record is from RefSeq and is a predicted model, not a curated record. The transcript is spliced from 7 exons. Gene Ontology annotation, cellular component: membrane.
AACAACCGUUAAUGUAGGAAACUAAAUCAACUAGAACAAAUCUUACUCCUAUUAUAUCUCAUAAAUAUCUUAUCUUAAUCCUAAUACCAAAUCAUAUCCAUAAUUAUCUCCUUUUUAUAAUAAUCCGUAAUAAUUAAAGAAAAAAACUAACUAGAGAAAGAGUGAAACAGAGAUUGAUACUUGUAAACUUUUGUUGAAGUCACAAGAUGGAAGGGGGUGUCGUGAAACCGGAUAAAACCGAGUUCACAGAAUGCUUUCGGAUGGUUUGGCAUACACCUUAUAUCAUGAGGCUUGCAUUUAGUGCUGGAAUUGGAGGCCUCUUAUUUGGCUAUGACACUGGUGUUAUUUCGGGUGCCUUGCUAUACAUCCGAGAUGAUUUCAAAGAAGUGCAAAAGCAUACAUGGUUGCAAGAAACCAUUGUUAGUAUGGCCGUAGCUGGAGCUAUUUUUGGUGCGGCAAUUGGUGGGUGGAUGAACGACCGAUUUGGUAGAAAAAGAUCAAUCAUGUGUGCUGAUUUCGUGUUCUUCAUUGGUGCGAUUAUCAUGGCGCUUGCUCCAGCCCCAUGGGUCAUAAUCAUUGGUAGAAUUUUUGUUGGUUUGGGUGUUGGAAUGGCUUCCAUGACCGCGCCUUUAUACAUAUCUGAAGCUUCUCCUGCUAGAAUUAGAGGGGCACUUGUUAGCACAAAUGGUUUACUCAUUACUGGAGGACAGUUUUUGUCCUACCUUAUAAAUCUAGCAUUUACCAGGGCGCCUGGAACUUGGCGUUGGAUGCUUGGUGUUGCGGGUGUUCCACCACUAGUUCAAUUUAUCUUGAUGUGGUCUCUUCCAGAGUCUCCAAGAUGGCUUUAUAGGCAGAACAAGGUAGAUGAAGCUAGACAAAUCCUAGAAAAGAUCUAUCCAGCCAACGAAGUUGAAAAGGAAAUGAAAGCGUUGCAAUCAUCCAUUGAAGAAGAACAAAAAGCUGAAGAAUCCAUGAAAUAUGGCAUAUUUUCAAAGAUUAAAAACGCUUGGGGGAACAAGGUUGUUCGUAGGGGGCUUUAUGCUGGCAUUACUGUCCAAGUAGCUCAACAAUUUGUUGGAAUCAAUACUGUUUUGUAUUACAGCCCAACUAUUGUACAACUCGCGGGAUAUGCUUCAAACAAAACAGCUUUAGCUCUAUCAUUGAUCACCGCGGGCCUAAAUGCUGCUGGCACGAUCAUUAGCAUGUUAUUUGUUGAUAGGUGUGGAAGGCGAAGGUUUAUGAUUGUUUCAAUGUUUGGAAUCAUUAUCUGUUUAUGUGUUUUAUCAGCUAUGUUCUUUCAAGCUUCUGUUCAUGCUCCUCCUGUAAGCGUUGUGGAGUCAAAUCAUUUCGGUUCAAACUCUACUUGCUUGGCAUUUAACACAGCUCCUAAUCCAUCAUCAUGGAACUGUAUGACAUGCUUAAAAGCCUCUUCAGGGUGUGCAUUUUGUGCAAAUGGGGCAAACAAAUAUAACCCCGGUGCUUGUUUGGCUCUAGACGACGUAACAAGAGGAACUUGUAAAGCAGAACGUCGUAGUUGGUACACGCAAGGUUGUCCAAGCAAAUUUGGGUUUUUUGCCAUAUUACUUAUGGCAUUAUAUAUUAUCUCAUACGCGCCUGGGAUGGGAACCGUGCCUUGGAUCGUGAACUCUGAGAUAUACCCUUUACGAUAUAGAGGUUUUGGUGGAGGGACGGCUGCAGUUGCUAACUGGACAUCGAAUCUACUCGUGAGCCAAACCUUCUUGACACUCACUCAGACACUAGGGACCGCGGGAACGUUUCUUCUGUUUGCGGGGUUCUCAACCCUUGGACUCGCAGCUAUAUUCUUUCUAGUACCGGAGACAAAAGGUAUGCAAUUUGAAGAGGUGGAAAAGAUGUUGGAAAAGGGAUUUAAACCCAAGCUUUGUUGUUGCACCAAUGAUGAUCAGCAGGAUGAUACAACCAAAUCUGUGUCUUAAACAGACUCUUGUUUAGAAAUAUUAAUUAAUGUUAAUUCUUAGUUUGGAUAUUUUUAAGGUUUAUGAUUUUACAUGAUUUGAACUUCAAACACUGGUUUGGUUUACGAAUGGAUAUUAUAAUUGUUAAUGUGUUUUUAUAUAUAAAACCGAUUGAAGCG